AUGCGAUCACGAGUUAAAGUGACCACCAUGUUGCUUGUACUGAUAUUUUGGCUCACUGGUCUCUGCUCUGCUAAGGACAACAAACCACCAGACACCAAGGUAACUGCAUUCAUAUCACUGGACGAAAAAAUGGAUUUACUAGGGUAGCCAAAUUACAGCAAAUGUGUAGCAAAUACCACAUUUGCACAAUUUUGCGCAAGAGCAAAGACUGAUAUUGCACUAGAUUUGCUAUCCGUAGCAAUGACGGUAAAUGCCACAUUUGCACAACAUUUACAUCUUGGUGCAAAGAUAAUGGGCAGCCAUGGAUUUGAGGGUCAUUUGCAGAUGGUUCAAAUGUGUAGGCAAAUAUGUUUCUUUGAUCUAUAUUUGCACAUUACGCAAAUGAUAGCGCAAAUCUGCUGUUUUGCACAGCUUUUGCUUUAGAUGUAAAAGCAUGUAAACCUGUUAUUUUCAGAACGUUUACGCAGCUUUGCAAAUGUGAGCGAAGUAUCUAAUUUGAACAAUGUUUGCUUGGGUUAUCAUGGGUGAUCAAAUUUCCAUAAUUGAACCAGAUUGCUUUGCAUGGCAAAUGUAACCAAACUCUUUGUAUUAAACAUGUUUGCUCACGAAGCAAAUGUUAGCAAACCUAAACUUUGAACAAAUUUUCUAGGGUGUGCAAAUUUGAUCAAACACAAAAUUUUGCUUGUAGCGGCAAAUGUGGUCAAAAGUCAGCAAAUCUGAUCAAACUGUUAGUAUUGUACAAUUUUUCGCUCAGGUAGCAAAUGUAAUCAAAUUCUGACUUUAAUUUGGUUAGCAAAUGUCAUCAAACCCAUAAAAUUGAGCAUGUUUUCUCCAGUAGCAAAUUAAUGUAAAUUCCAAGGUUUAAACGAGUUUGCUUGGGUUGUAGCAAAUGCGAUAAAAUUUUAAAAAUAAUUUAAAUUAUAAUAUGGCUCACUUCAGUUUCUUAACAAGUGGCCAUAAUUAAUCAAACAUUAAAGUUACUGAAAGAAAUUCUAGCAGUGACCUCCCAUUAAUGUUCAAAUGAUUUAUUCCAUAAACCAAAGUGGCUUACACAUUAUUACAGACAUUACAAACUACAGUAUAAAGCUGUACAUACAGCUCUUCAUAUUAAUUCCCAAUUUUACUGUUCGUUGAUGUUUACUUGCCUCCACUCUAUGCUCUAUCAGAUCAUUACUGACUAUUAAUAUUAUAAGAAAAGUGUUCUUCAUCUAAAUGUGUAAGAUAUUCUACAUACAGCUGUAGGUGUUUCAGAGUUGCCUCAAACCUAUUUCAGUUCUUUAGGUUUUUGCAACUCAGAAACAGGUUAAAAAUCCUUUCACCCUUGGACCAAUAUUUACUUAUGACAAGACUAUUUCUUACUUAAACUUUUGUAUCUAAGGACCAAAUCCUGUUUCAACGAAAUGGAACCCUCAAGACACCCAUUCUAAUAAAUAAUUAGUAUUUUUGUAUUUAUUGCUAUUUACAGAUUAAACAAAAUUUGAUUCUGGUGGCAUUUUUUCCUUUAGGCUCUAUUAGCAUGAAAGGCCUAAUUCUUGCUACCAAUUUACAAUUUUUGCUGGUAUAACAACUGUGUUAUAGCAUUUAGCAAACUAAGAAAUAGUUUAGGUACAUAUAGCUAUUCAAAUUCAGAUCAGACUUCUUUAACUUCAUUUUCGUUGCUAAUGGUUCCUGUAUGGCCGCGUAUUGGAUAUGCUCUUAGAGGAAGCACCAGCCGGAGCUUCUAGUACUUGCCCCGUUCUAAGAAAAUUGAGGGUCAUGAAAGUAAUGACCAGCUAUAAGUAUUCCACAGCAUGUCAACAUUACCAUUGUCACUGUAGUUGGUCCCAAUGAAAGAAGCUAAUAAUUAUUUUAAACUCAGUAUACAUGUACAUGUAGUACAAAAGGUUGAUCUGGCUAGCCUGCAAAAUAACUACACUGCUGUCUCUCAUUACUCUUUUUCUUGAGUCAUGUUGCAAUCCUUUGCAAAAUUCCGUAAUAAAUCAUGACAAAAAGCAGGGUGUACCUAAAUUUGUUUUGUUUUUUUGUUCAAGCAGGUCAGUUGCAAUUGCUGUAAUCGGUACAAAUGUACUGUGAAGUGGUGCCAGCAGAACUCAAAUGCCUGCAGUUAAGCAAACAGAUUUAAAAGAAACAUGUGUAUGUAUAUUAAUUGGCCUUUUUAACCUGCUGACUGGUACAUUACUUGCAAACAAUAGCCAAAGGAUUCUAAUGAAAAAUUUAUCACAUCAACCAAUUUGAUCUACCUGCCACCAGAUUCUCAGGACAAAUCAACACCAUCAGGAUUUGUACUGUUUACACAGAUUUAUCUUUUUCUAAAAAACAGUGUCAUAAACAGAGAGUGAUUAAAGGAUUACUGUAUUUGCAGAGCUACAUGUACAUGUACCUGUAAGUAUGACCAGUCAUAAAUAAUCUGGAAUUUCUUUAAGAGCCUUGGAUUAACUUAUAUUUCCUUAUCACAAAGCAAAUUCAGGAGCAUUAUCUGGUGCCUCCUGCUCUGAGGAGAAGCCAUUCGUCCUUUCUAUCAUCAUUGAGUAAUGACAAGCUUACAUGUGACUGUUUUAAUUUUGCUUUACUGUUCAGCUUGGCAAAGAGGUUUUUACAGGCUAAGUUGUUGACUCCUCCAUGCUAGAGGCCUCCUGCAAAGCACUUUUCUCGGAUUUGUCAUCUCCUUGGUCUGUAUUGCCUUGCUCUGAAGACAUGUACUCCACAAUUAUACAAGCUUUGAACUUACAACAAUCCUUCUUCGAAAUAGAGGUUGACUGGAAAAGGGUUGUCUCUUCAGCUUUUUCUGCAACAAACAGAAAUUAUACAUAAUUGAGACCAUUAAUAUUGAAACUAAAGCUGUAGAUGCUUGUCAUGAAAAAUACUAUUGUCCUUUUCUGUCUAAAUAUUCUAGCCUUUUAUAGCAAAAAAGGUUGCUAUUAGAUAUUACAUGUAUUAUUACUGGCUCAGUCACACUAGGUGACUAAACUUACUUAUUUCCUGAGUUAACUGAUAUCAAAAUUAACUAGUUUAAACAAAUUGCUGGCUCGUAACUUUAAUGUCUCAAAUCUAACCCCAAGCGGUCAUCAUAAUCCUGAUUACACUGUACCUGUUAAAACUAAGACCUUCUUUGAGCAAAAACAAAACGAAAAAAUGAAUGCGAGAAACCCUUUUGUAACAAGACAAUUGACUCCAGGUAAAUCAUUGUAUUAAUUUUAUAGUGAGUGUCCCACUACAUCACUACCAUAACAACAUUAUUGACAUAUUACUUAAAACUUCAUGAACCUGCUUCUUCUGCAAUAUUGCCAUCACUUACAGUGUAUCUUGGGAACAAAAGUUUAAUUACCGUAUUUAUUCAAUUAACCGCCCUGGGCGCUUAUUAAAUUUUUGGGCCUUGAUAGUGGGCGCUUAUUCGAGGUGGGCGCUUAUUCGAGGCUGGGCGCUUAUUAAAUUUUCGCCAUUCUCAGCAAGUGUAGUAUGUUUAUUUUGCUACAAAAUAAUAAAUGGUAAUAACAAAAAGCGAAGAAGUAACAAAGCAAGGUUUCAGCCCAAUCUGUAAAAUACUCUGAAGAAAACUCCGUCUUCGGGAGGGUCUCUUAUUAUGUCUUAUUUGAGUUUGUGUGGGAGGGAGUGGGGUGGGGUGGGCGCUUAUUCGAGGCUGGGCGCUUAUUAACUUUUUCUGCCUUUGGGAUGGGCGCUUAUUCGAGGUGGGCGCUAAUUCGAGGUUGGGCGCUUAUUCGAAUAAAUACAGUAUACUAUAAUUGCCUCAUAUGAGAGAAUCCAAGACAGUUUUAGAUUCUGGAUUCCACGCUGCGGAUUCGGAACUUUUUCAGUGGAUUACUUGGUUUCUGGAUUCCAAUCGUUUGACUUGUAUUUCAGGUUUCAAAGCUCAGAAUUUAGGAUUCCGCAACAAAAAUUGCCCGAAUUCUGUAUUCCAUAAGCAAAAAUUUCCCGGAUUCCAGAAUCCCUUACAUGGGGUGAUCAUAAAAACAAUCAGUGAAAGCAGGGUACCAUGAUCUAAAUUCUAGCUACACUAUGUUUUUUUAGCACCAUGGCAGUCACUGCCUUUACUCCCCCUUUUAAAUUUUGGAAAAGCCUUUGGAGAAAGUAGGCACUAGAGGAUAAGGUUAAUUUUGGCCUAAUAGAGGGGAAUUAACGCUUGCUUCAAUUCUUAUUAAAUUUUCCAAGACCAUUUAUCUGAAGAGAACAACCAAACAAAAGAUUACAGUAUUUUUUACAACAACAGGACAAAUAAAGUUUCAGGAGUAGGGGUGGUCCUUGUUGAUUACUGAAUAUUGGAAUGCAAAUGUAGGUAUUAUCAAAUAGCAUCAUUAGCGGCUUAACAGUAACAACGAACUUUCUUAUACUUACUGAGCAUUUCUUUUACUCCCGAUUAGUUGCUCCCUCAGCAUUUGUUUGUCCUCAACAUUUCUCCUGCCUCUUCUUAGUUUUACAAUGUCUGCUAAUUAAAACAGCAUCGAUUCACCGAAAUCUAUUUACUAAGUACUAACGGCUGCUUUUCUUGGAUCCACUCGUUACUACUUGAUCGUCGCCGAUGGAGAUAUCUAGAUGUCUUUCAUGGUGGAUUUUCGUCGAAGGAUCUAUAAGUAUGCAGUUCCCUCGAGUUCGAGCGAUUAUUUUUAUAAGUUCUUCGAGGACACAUUCGUUCGAUAAAUUCGAACAAAUAAGACUGGCCGAUUCCUCCAUACUCGACAGUCAACCCCACAAAGACGGAAAAUUCGAAACCUCUUGAUAAAUAUGGCGUUAAACGUACGAAGUAAAAGCUGAUGGCAAAUCGAUGGCAGUGGAACGCGUUAACGGUCGACGAAUUUCAAUUGUUGUGCCUCGUUCUCGAACGGUUAUGCAGACUGUCGCUGACCAGCACCACUGAGGCGCAAAUCCUUGGGAAAUCGGGCGCGCGGUCUUUUGGCGAUUUGGCGGGAGGAAGAGAUUGCCUAUGUUGCUGGAUUUCUUCUCAAGGAUGUUCGAAAUUUAAAAGGUAAAGUCGAUGUAUUUUGCUUUGUAUAUCGUGCUUCUACUGCCACAUAUAUGUUAUAACCGGGAAUAAACUACAUUUGCAUCCAUAUUUACAUUUGUAGCAUGUAUGAGCACGCGUGUCGCGUGCGUAUAUGUGGUAGUGAUCCAGCUGAAAAAAGCCUUGUUGAAAAAUUUAAGUGGUGUUAAGUCAGCAAAAUAUGUAGUUAUGCAAUGUUAAAAUGCUAAUUUAUUGGUAUUUGGCAGAAGUAGCUCAAGAUUAAUUGCUUGAGUAAUUUAUACUACCUCUGGCGCUAUAUUGACAUAUUGAGCGUAAUACCUGUACAUGUACCAUUGAUUUUGACAGGGGUAGGGUGGAGCCUUUAUUUUAUAUACGUUCAGCGUGCAAAGAAAGUAGUGUCCGAUAGCCCGGGGCUAGCGGAUUUUGCUAUCGGGCUAGUAAAUUCUGUUCUUCACUUGCCCGACGGGCAAGUACAAUGCAGUUUGAGGAAUUCACCUUACAGAAGAACUGUUAAAUCAAAAAUUUUGUGGGUAGUUGAAAUGACGUUUGGGCUAGUAAAUGUUAGCUUCAGCUUGCCCGAAUGGCAAGCUGUAAAAAUGACUUUCUUUGCACCCUGUACGUUACUGUCAUUUUUUUCUGUUUUGUUUUGUCAUGUUUUCAUAUACAAGGUUGUUUUGUUUAUAAUAGUUUAUAAUGAUACAGCUGUACAUGUAAGCUGAGUCAAAAGGUCAAAAAUGCUAAAAUGUGCCACAUGUGUAUUUAUAAUGUUCAUAAAGAUAAUGGCAACACAAGUAACACAAUUCAUUUAAUUUCACAAUAUUAUCAAUAAAGGUAGAAUUAACAGUUAUUUUUAGUGGGUUUAGUGACUUUUUUGUGUAUUUGUUUCAGAUUUUUCCUUGAGUGGUACUGGAGUUAUUUCCAAUGUUCUUGAAAUUGAGUUGCAUCACCUGAACUCUCCAAAAGAUAAAGAGGUCAAUGAAAUACAGGUUCAACAUGGGGAAGCUGUUUGUGGUCUGUGCAUGAAGAAAUGCUACAGGGGUAUUCCAGUGGGUCUCAAUUUAUUUACAGUAAUCAUUUUUUCCUCUUCACAAGAUGACAGAAUUGAAGCUUAUAUACUGAAUGCUCGCAUCCAUCAAUACCCCAUUUGUUUGGGGUAAAUGUCACAAAACAGAAACCUCACAUGUACUUCCUUGGGUUAUAUUUUUACCAUCUUUACAAUAUUAUUUUUCUUGUUCUUUGUGCUUUGCCCUGCUAAGGAAAUUCAUGUCCCUUUCACAGUGUUCUGCGGGAACAUAAUGUACUGAAAUUGUGUGAAGCUAUAGAACAUUUGCACUCAUACAGGUUUCCCCACAGAGAUAUAAAGAGUGACAACAUUAUUCUUACAAAGGUAAACAAUAUGUACUACCCAAUGCUCAUUGAUUUUGGAAAGGCUAUCUUGCUAUCGGAUGCCCCUUCAAAACAGCAGUCCAUGACUGCUCACUAGCACUGACAUAUAGCUUAAGAAAUAUGCCUCAGAUAUUAUGUUUUAAAAAGACAUUGUUCAUAUUGAACUCAAAAUCAGGGUUGUAAAGAGCAGCAAAGAAAUUAUUCAUUCAUGUCUGUGCUGAGUUUCUAUUCACAAAUGAUAUGAAAUACAAAGCAAUUUCACCAUUUGUUGUAGUAUUGGCUGUUGGGCUUUCAAAAUGUGGCCAUUUUUAGGAGGCUUACCAUCAAGAUGUGGUCAUCUCUAGGUAUAGUCAGUGAAAACUAGAACAAAUAGCAGUAAGAACAAAAUUGUCAGUUUUGAUGUGAAUUUUCUUGAAUAAAUGGCCAUGAGGAAAUUGUGUACAAGUGAAUAAUCUCAACCCUGACUUUGAAAUGCACAGAACCUUUUUUUUUUUUUUUUUUUACCAAAUUUAAGGUACUGUGGGUGGCCUUGUUAUUGUUAGCUUUUUAAUAAUAAUAUUAUGAUGUAGAAAAAAUACAGUAAAUGAUCUGACUACUGGACCUUUGUCCAGUAGAUUUGUUGUAGUGUAUUUACUUAAUGUAAAGGGGAGGUAGUGUGGGCCCUCUGUAACUGUAUACAACAGUUACUGUGUCAUUUUGAAUUUUUAGUUUUAGUAAUUGGAGAUCCCUGCCCAUUGUGCGACCCUAGGCUUUACUAUUAUCAAAUGACAGAAGGGGAAUGUAACACAUGCCCAGGUUAUGUACCAUUGACUCACUUCGAAGUGGUUAUGUGAUUUAGAAUUGGACCCAAAAAAAGACCGGGGCCCAGUUGUUCCAAAGACCGAUUAGCACUAACCCAGUGCUAGAUUUUAACCUGCGUUUCUUUUUCCUUUUAAUCAAAAGCAUUUUGUCAGAUAAUUUUCCCUUUUUUUUAAGUAUCAAAUCACCAAAUUGUAGACAAAAGGAAUUCAAAUGAAUUUGUUUUUAAAACUGUCAUAUCUGAAUUCAUAUUUCGUACUAACCUUGGGUUAUCUUAACCAGCUUUAAACAACCCAGCCUGGAAGGAUAAUAAAUGCUGCAUGUUAAUUUGUUUCACCGCCUUAGUUUUUUCUUUAUAGCUUACAACUUUUCAUGAUCCAAGGCCAACUCAGAGCUCCUGUAACCCAGUAGGGGUCUGUUCAUUUUUUAAGGGGGGGGGACCCUCUCUUCAUCCUUGUAUCCCAAGAUCAAAUAACCAGGAUUCAGGUGAAUUUUAGCCAGCAAAAAUGCUAUGACUUUUUUUGGAUUGAAUAGGUAGUACUUAAUGAACAGUGAGACUCAAACUCAGGGUAGGAUUUGACCAUUCGACCGGUAGCUCCUGUAGAUCCUCCUUGUAUCCCAAGCAAAUAACCAGGCUUCAGGUGAAUUCUAGCCAGCAAAAAUGCUAUGACUUUUUGGAUUGAAUAGGUAGUGCUUAAUGAACAGUAAAACUCAAAAUCAACAUUAAAAUCAGUGGAACUCAAACUCAGGGUUGCAAACAACAAAGUUAGAAAAAUUAGCCUUUCAUAAAUUUGUCAGCUGAGUUAAUGUUCAAAUAAAAUUGUGAGCAGUUUCACCAUAUUUUGUUGUAGUAUUGGCUGUUGGGUUUUCAAAAUGUGGUCAUUUUUAGGAAGCCGGCCAUCGAGAUGUGGUCAUCUCUAGGUGGGCAGUCAAAACUACAACAAAUACCGGUUAAACUAAAAUUGUUGGUUUUAAAUUGAAUUAAGUUUGUUGGUUAAAUGGCCAUGAGGAAAUUAUGUACAAGUGAAUAAUCACAACACUGAGUUUGAAAUCCACAAAACUUUUUAUUUCGGACCAAAUUUGAUUUUUUAGUAUGAUGUACAAAAAAUACAGUAAAUGAUCUGACUACUGGACCCAACCUUGUGUUAUCUUAACCCAUCUUUGAGCAACCCAGUCCAGAAGUUUAAAGGCUGCAUGUUAAUUUGUUUCACCACCUUAGUUUUUUCUUUAUAGCUCUAGACUUUUCAUGAUCUAAGGCUAACUCAGAGCUCCUGUGAUCCUGUAACCCAAUAAAUGUCUGUUCAUUGUUUAUGGGGCGGGGGGGGGGGGGGGGGCUUUGUCGGGUAGGAUUUGACAAUUCGACCGGUAGCUCCUGUAGAUCCUCCUUGUAUCCCAAGUUCAAAUAACCAGGCUUCAGGUGAAUUUUAGCUAGCCGAAAUGCUAUGACUUUUUUGGAUUGAAUAGGUAGUACUUAAUGAACAGUAAAACUCAAAAUCAACAUUAAAAUCAGUGAAACUUAAACUCAGGGUUGCAAACAAUAGAGUAAGAAAAAUUAGCCUUUCAUAAAUUUGUCAGCUGAGUUAAUGUUCAAAUAAAAUUGUGAGCAGUUUCACCAUAUUUUGUUGUAGUAUUGGCUGUUGAGUUUUCAAAAUGUGGUCAUUUUUAGGAAGCCCACCAUCGAGAUGUAGUCAUCUCUAGGUGGUCAGUCAAAACUACAACAAAUAAGUCCCGUAUGAUAUAUGCCCCUAAUAUUCUAGAAUCAGUAUAAAUAUUGUCGGAAAUAUAGAAAGAACCCUGCAGUAUAUGUAUUAGCUAUUCAGGGUCUUUAUGAUGACUACGUUGAAACAAAACACUGCCAUGAUCAAACCUUAAAUGACAGAGGCAAGUGCCUCGGUUUGCCUCAUACUGGCUAUGGCCCUGACUGUAGGAAAUACAGUGCAUCAAUGAUCUGACUACUGGACCUUAAUAACGAGUGGAUUUGAAUUAGUGUAUUUGCUUUAAAUUAGUAGCCAGGGAAAGGUUUAUGCCAGGGGCGCUGUCAGAAAGGGGCACCUUUUUCAUGCUUCAGGUAUGAAAGGAUAGGGAUUUCCUGAGUUAAAGUAUAUGACAGGGUAGACUAUCUGUCAUUUCGUUUUGUAAAAAGACUAACAGAAGAAAUUUGUGAAUGUAAAAUUGUCAAAAAAAAUUAACUGGUUUCUGAUUCCUUUAUAUUAAAAUGACAGUGCACAUAAAACAGUUAACAGGAAAGAUGCAUGUAAGGGGUUGGACCUCUGGGCGGAGUCUCACAGCGUGUACAAAAUUUUAUUGUAACAAUGUAAUGUUACAGUUGAGAUUGGAAAUUUACUUUAGUCACAAAACGGAUCAAACAUAUAGGAAAUGUCACAUGCACAUCACCUUUGACUGUCAGCAAAUGUUAUGCAGCUCACUAUAUUUGCUCCCCUCGCAAAUAUGGAUAAUUAUGAUGCAAAUGUGCAAAUUUAUGAUACAGCCAAAUGUCUAGAAAUUUAUUGUUUUUGCUCUUAAGGCAAAUACGAGUAAACCACAUGCAAAAGUGUUCUUUUGGUAUCCUGGAAAAACAAGAGCAAAUACCACUGCAAAUUAGGGGUUUUGCAAUAUUUUUGCCUGCAUUUGAAGUAAAGUGAAAACUGUCAUUUUUGCCAAGGAUGCAAAUUUGAGUAAACUGGUAGAAAUGUUGAAGAUUUGCCCAUGCUGCAAAUAAGUAUCAAAUUUGUAUCAAACCAUUACAUUUACUUCACUUUUGCGUAUCAAUACGUAUCUAGCAAAUAUAUGUAUUUGCCCACACUUUAGCCGACAGCGCAAAUGUAAUGCAAAUUUGGAGCUCCAAAUUUACCACAUAUUUGCACCUUUCGCAAACAUUAGUAAAUCCGUUUUUUCGUCCAGUGUAUCUAUAUCAGAUAUUGCCAUUACAUAUUUUUUUAUUACAGUUAAAUAAUGUUAGUUUAUAGAGACAACUAGGAAUGACCCAUUAUAUGUUAAUUUAACUAAAUCAGUCUGCAAGUUGAUUAAGAAGACUACCAAAUUCAGAUGGUAUGAUUACUUGUACAACUUGAGAGAGAACAUUUUCGCGUUUUAAACAAUCAAAAUUAACAUUUUUACAAAUUAUAAAACAGCUUCUUUACUGGAAAAUAAAUUUCUUCUUACAAAAUCACAAUUGACGAUUUCGUUAAAAAAAAAAAAACAAUUAAAACUUGGAAAAUUAAGGAACUACCUCCUCGCCUGAAGUAAAAGGCUAGAUGACAGGUAAAUUGUGAAGAGCUAUAGCAGUUUGUCGCUGACUUUUUUUCUUUUUGGCAGCCUGUUCAAUCUUGUCCAUCCUGUAAUAAUGGCGGACAAGCCGGGAUGUGGACAUACAUGACAUGCAUCCCAGGAGCCCCUGGGGCACCUGGUCGAGAUGGAGCCAAAGGAGACCUGGGCAGCCAGGGGAAAACUGGGACCCAGGGACCACGUGGUGCUGAUGGAAAGAAAGGAGCAAAAGGAGAGUCUGGGAUCCAGGGUUCCGCCGGACAAAAAGGAGAGCGAGGGGACAAAGGCGACAGUGGAACGCCACGACUGGCUUCACACAUGAACUGGAAAGAGUGUGCUUGGAAAAAGGGAUACCACACAGAUUCAGGACUGAUAUAUGUAAGUACGGAACGUCACUUUGUUACCCGAGUUAAAUAAUAUUCUAUUAACUCAAAGUAAUUAAUUUUUACUGAAAUGAUUGAUUGCUAUAAUUCUGAAGUCAGCGCGCGGUCAGCGAUGAUGAUGGCUGCUUCUUUUGAAGCUACGGAGUUUUCUGUUAAAGCCGGGCCAUAAUCGGUUUUAUUACACUGUGUCCUUCUCCAUUCUUAAUUUUCUUGCUUAUCUUAUGUACAUGAUUUUUUUUUGUCGAAACACCUUGUGUUAAUUAAUAUUGUACAACUGAUGUAUUAUUUUUUUAUAGACUGGAGUAAAUAAAAAUAAACCACAAUACGGAUGCUGUUUCUUUAUAUCUCGUUUAGAACUGUGACUUUGUGAAGAAAUACGUGGACACUGCCCUCCAUGUCUACUAUGCUGGUAACCUCAGGAUUCACGGAUGUGACGACUGCUGUAGUCGCUGGUAUUUCACCUUUAAUGGAGCCGAGUGCAGCUCUCCUGGAACUAUUGACGGUGCAUUCUACAUGGCAACAGGCAGCAGAAAGCACAAUCUUCACCGUCACCGCCACAUUGAAGGGCACUGCAACAACAUUCAGAAAGGAAAGGUGCGAGUGGGAUUCUCGGUUGGAAAAUGCGUCACAGGACAAAAGCUUGCUGACGCAUACACUGGUUGGCAUUCAAUGAAUCGCAUCUUCAUCGAAGAAGUACCGAAAGCUCAGCAGUAG
Porites lobata is the source of this 11520-nucleotide messenger RNA. NCBI's taxonomy places the organism in Eukaryota, Metazoa, Cnidaria, Anthozoa, Scleractinia, Poritidae. The record is from the annotation of a GenBank genome assembly.